AUGAGUGCCAUUCUCUCCGCCGACGACCUCAACGACUUCAUCUCCCCCGGUGUCGCGUGCAUCAAACCCAUCGAGACCCUCCCCGCCGCCCCGCCCCCGCAAUCGCAGUCCCUCGAGACUGAGGUCAUCCUCGACGGCCAGCAGCCCGCGGCCAAUCCCAACGCCCCCGCCCAGAUCUCUCUCACAGAUUGCCUUGCAUGCUCUGGCUGCGUAACAUCCGCCGAGGCUGUGCUCGUGAGUCUUCAGAGCCAUGCCGAGGUCCUCACCACACUUGAUGCGGCACCGGCCUUGAGGGUCGUCACCGACGAUAGUGGCCGGUUCAGGGUCGAGGGCUUGGAGAAUGAGAACGCGAAGCUCUUUGUGGCUAGUGUGAGCCCUCAAACAAGGGCCAACCUUGCCGCAGCCUGCGGUGGGAGCGUCUCAGAGAAGGAUGUCGGGCACAUGCUGAGCAAUCUGUUGCGUGGGCCAGACGGUAUUGCCAACGGCGGGCAAUGGAAGAACGGCUUCACAUGGGUGGUCGACACCAAUGUCGCGAGGGAGGCUACCCUUGUGCUCGGUGCUGAAGAAGUCCUCAACUCGGCGCGGUCUGGCAUGGCCACACCUGCGAAACCCAUCCUGGCAUCCUCAUGCCCCGGCUGGGUUUGCUAUGCCGAGAAAACACACCCUCAUGUCCUCCCACAUCUCUCAAAGGUCAAGUCACCGCAGGCUUUGAUGGGCACCAUUCUCAAGACAACCCUAAGCCGAACACUCGAUAUCGCCCCCAGCCGCAUCUGGCACCUGGCCGUUAUGCCAUGCUUUGAUAAGAAACUUGAAGCCAGUCGGGAAGAGUUGACGGAGGAGGUCUGGGCAGGAGGCGAAUCUCGUGGUCGCGGAGUCCGGGAUGUUGACUGCGUCAUCACGAGCAAGGAGAUUCUCAUGCUUGCAGAGUCAAGGGGACUCAAUUUCUUCGAUGUACCCAAGACGGCACCACCCAGCCCGACUCUGACGCCGUUCCCCGAUCCCAAAAUCCACGACUUCCUCUUCCCGCGUCGACGGUCCAGAAACCCACCUCGCGAGGCCGGUACUUCAGGAGGCUUGUUGCACCACAUCCUUCAAAGCCGAGCAGCGCAAACACCCGGCGCAGAGAUUGUUCACACCCGUGGUCGCAAUGUUGAUGUUGCCGAGUACUCUGUGGUUGUGAAUGGCGAGCCAGUUUUCCGUGCCGCCAGAUAUUAUGGCUUCAGGAAUAUUCAGAACCUCGUUAGGCGCCUGAAGCCAGCCAGACCGUCCCGAAUGCCUGGCGGAAAGCCCUUUGGAAGCGCUCGCAAGCCGGCAGGAAAGGCGGCAUCCCUCGAGCACAGCUAUGUCGAGGUCAUGGCAUGCCCCGGAGGCUGUACCAACGGUGGCGGUCAAAUCAAGGUUGACGACCCCGUCGUCAUGGAGCGAAGGAAUUAUUCCGGAAAGCCAGGUCCGCAGGAGCAAAAGGACUGGCUAGCAGAAGUUGACGAGGCCUACUUCUCGGGAGAAGAGGCCGGCAUCGAGGUUGGCGAGGAAACAUUCGAGCAUGUCGUUGGCGGCAUCUCCCACUCAUACAUAAAUGAUACCCUGGCGCAUUGGGCGGAGAUCACAGGCAUAGGACUUGAUAGACUGGCAUUCACGAGCUAUCGUGAGGUGAUUAGCGACGUUGGUAAAGACACAGCCACAGAUACCGAGAGGGUGGUACAGCUGGCGGGAAAGAUUGGAGGCGGAUGGUAA
This is a messenger RNA of Fusarium keratoplasticum, 1734 nucleotides long. RefSeq names its product Nuclear architecture-related protein 1. NCBI's taxonomy places the organism in Eukaryota, Fungi, Ascomycota, Sordariomycetes, Hypocreales, Nectriaceae. Gene Ontology annotation, molecular function: 4 iron, 4 sulfur cluster binding. Bases 1 to 1734 code for a protein of 577 amino acids. The record is from RefSeq and is a predicted model, not a curated record. Gene Ontology annotation, cellular component: cytosolic [4Fe-4S] assembly targeting complex. Gene Ontology annotation, biological process: iron-sulfur cluster assembly. The transcript has a single exon.